UAUUGGACCGACUCUAAAUGGAAUCCGAUUACAGCAUUACCAGCGAUAGGAAUUAAAACGAAAUACGCAUAAUGAGAUUUACAUGAAGCUAUGUUACCACUCGAAGAUAUACGCGCGAAUACUGAUCAAAGCGAUAGGCAUGGCGUCGAGACGGAUCCGGCGAUCGGGAGCCUAGUACGGCUUCGUUUUAAGAUAAAAGAAAUGAACGGAUCUUGAUUGAUUCCGCGAGGAAAUCGUUUGGAAACGACAUUCGAUCAACAAGAGACUCGUUAGCCCCGGUUUGCAUGACCGAAUUCGAUACACGUGACAACGUACGAAGUAAGCAAUAUCUUAUCGCCGAUAGUUUUUUCUUAUCGUCCCUUCGAUCGAUGUUCGAGAAAUCAAAACCAAAUAUAAUAUGGCCGAUCCGACGAUACAAACGUUUUGUUGUCAUCACUCGAACAGUACGGACAUGGCGAUUGUGAUUAUGCAGGAGUUCAAUACAAAUGCAUACAACACAGUGUGCAUGCUCUCCUCAGCUAUAGGUAUGCUAGGUGCAAUUUAUCAGAUACUGCCAAGAGAAGCGUCUAGUCUACCUCACAGGUGGCAAAGCUUUUCCUCGUCCAGAGGGAGGGAGAUUAUAAUAUGGCUCGCAACAGCCGACCUCUUAGCUUCCUUAGGUGUAUUUAUGAGAUCUGCUCUUUGGAUGAAUUUCAAAUCUAUAAUGCCAAUGGAAGAUGAUACUUCGAGCGUCGUCUUCUGUGCACUUUCAUCUGCCUGGACACAGUAUUUUUAUAUGGCAACAUGGAUAUGGACUCUGUGCUAUGCUAUAGACAUGAAACUGUUGCUCGGAGAUCGACCUGGACACCCUACCUGUUACCAUGCUUUUGCGUGGAUAUGUCCAGCAAUUCUGACAACAUUUGGCUUGGCAAUCUUGUACAUACCAAACGCAAACUGCCACAAUUUAACGUCUUUGUCCACAGCCAUACUGCGCAUUCUCCCGAAUUAUUGCGCUACUUACGUACUAUUAACGGCGGUAAUGAUCAUCAAUCCAAUAUUGUAUUUCGCGUCGACGCGCGAUCUUCAAACUGCCGUCAGUUGCAGUUUGGCGCAAAUCACGGGCAGAGAAAGAAAACUGGUACAAACUAUAAAAGUGAAAUUCGCGUUGACCAACGUUGCGUAUUACGUGUGUUGGCUGCCGAAUUUAAUCAACGGAAUACUAUUAUGGACUCUAUGGUUUCAAUUACCGAUCAAAGCCAUUAUUACACUGUGGUACAUAAUGGCUGUUACGAAUCCCCUGCAAGCGUUCUUCAACGCGCUGGUGUACAAAAGAUGGGGCAAAGCGGAGAAAUUCCGACUCGAAUGUUGCCAGAAAUUAGGCAGCUUCAAUAUAAGAAAAAUUGCGACAGGUAACACGGGCAUACGACUAACCGAAUCAUCGCCAUUGUUAAAUCCUAAAUACGGAUGCCCGCCACAUACGAGUAUAAAUGGAUCUUCUUCGUUUUGAAGUCUGUG
This is a messenger RNA of Colletes gigas, 1494 nucleotides long. RefSeq names its product G-protein coupled receptor 143-like. NCBI's taxonomy places the organism in Eukaryota, Metazoa, Arthropoda, Insecta, Hymenoptera, Colletidae. The transcript is spliced from 6 exons. Gene Ontology annotation, molecular function: L-tyrosine binding; L-DOPA binding; dopamine binding. The record is from RefSeq and is a predicted model, not a curated record. Gene Ontology annotation, cellular component: melanosome membrane; plasma membrane. Gene Ontology annotation, biological process: G protein-coupled receptor signaling pathway; regulation of calcium-mediated signaling; melanosome organization. The coding region runs from base 398 to 1486 and encodes 362 amino acids.